AACGGAAGAUGAAGAUAAUGACCAAGAAGGUAGUGAUGACAAUGACGAUGUUGAUGAUGACUAUGAGGAUGAGACAGGGGGAAAAAUGAGGACGAGGAGAGAGACAAGGGGGAGGAACAAGUGGAUGAAAAAACUAAAUCACAGAAAAGAAAGUAUUUUGAUUUAGAUGGACAACUGAAUGCUGCUGAUACAAGUCUAAGGGCGCUGAAGAGAUUGGCAGGAGCUAAGAUUGGGGAUAUUUCAUCAGACUCAACUGAUGUUAUUCUUUCAAAUGAAUUUUCGAACAAUUAAACAACUGAAGGCAAAGGAAGAUGCGAAGAUUGCUCUGAUGAAACAUGGGCUGUUAAGAAAGGGUUCAGAUGCAAAGUCGGCAACUUUUAAGAUUCCUAGUUCUGAACAGUUGAGUAUCAAAGGAGUGGAUCCCUCCAAACUUGAGGUGAACAUUAGAAGAAAGAUAAGCAAGGAGGAAAAGUUGGCAUUGGUGAAAGCUGGCAGGGAGGAUAGAGGGAAGUACCAAGCCCGAACUGCUGUGAAACAGAAAAAGAAGGGAGGUUUGAGCAAUAGACAAAAGGAGCACAAGAAGGCAAUGCCUCUUGCUGCAAAGAGAGCCAAGGUCUCACGGACCAGGGAAGUGAAAAAGAAACUACAACGCAGCUCUGGUAAACAGUUCCGGGGGAGGAAAGCCUGGAAGUGAGUUCAACUUAGCGUUCCCAGCGUCACAGUAACUAUUUUUCGGCAAUUUUUUCUCGUGAUUUGAUUGAAGACGGUGAGUUACACAAUAGUUGAAAUCCCCAAUCUGGUCCACAUGUAUAUUCAUAUUUCUACUUGUGCACCCUUCCGCUGCUAUGUUAAAAAUUUUUCCAAGUGAGCUUCCUUUCUCUUUAUAGUGGUGGGUGUCAGUUGUAUCUUUUCUUCCCAAAUGCUUCGACUUGCAGUUGGAUGAGUGAAUCAAACAUGUGGUUAAAUUAA
Macadamia integrifolia is the source of this 969-nucleotide messenger RNA. RefSeq lists its product as uncharacterized. Gene Ontology annotation, cellular component: nucleolus. The record is from RefSeq and is a predicted model, not a curated record. Lineage: Eukaryota; Viridiplantae; Streptophyta; Magnoliopsida; Proteales; Proteaceae. Gene Ontology annotation, biological process: ribosomal large subunit export from nucleus; ribosomal large subunit biogenesis. The coding region runs from base 257 to 694 and encodes 145 amino acids. The transcript has 4 exons.